Messenger RNA from Meleagris gallopavo (turkey), 1657 nucleotides. The record is from RefSeq and is a predicted model, not a curated record. NCBI's taxonomy places the organism in Eukaryota, Metazoa, Chordata, Aves, Galliformes, Phasianidae.
UAUUCCAGCGGUCUCCACUGUGCUGAAUGAGAGUGAUGUUCUCCAGAAGCUGAUAGAGGAAGCGACAAAAAAAAGGCAACCACGAAACCCAUCAAAGGCAUCUCCGGGUGAGUGAUGCUCGGCAGCCUUUCACCGGGAGCCUGAAUCUGGAAAUCAGAAAAUAAAAGCAGAAGGUUUGGAAGUGUCAGCCCGGAGGCAGAAACAAAUCACUCCCCGCUAACAAGCGUGAUAUUAAAGGCGGUGAUUUUCUGCAUGGCUGUGUCUGCAAAGGGGAAACUAUAACUUAAAGGCAACAAAGCUUGUUGGCUCCUACUUCCAGCUGGGAGGGAGUGGGAGGGUUGCUUGUCCAGCAGUACACCUCUCCCUGUGCUUUUCCUCUCUUUUCCCCCAGGCUGAAGGUGAUGGAGCUCUGUGCCAUGGAGGCAGCACUGUGGCUCUCACCUGGUGUGGGGGUCUCUAUGGCUGUGCUGGUCCGGAUGACCCUCAUGGGGAAAAGCUUUAUAGGAGGAAAAAUGGAAAUCUCGAUGGCUGCCAACCUGAGCACCAGCAGUCGGAUGAUGCAGGACAUGCAGGGCUGCCCCCGGCUCAGCACCAGGCACUGCCACGUGGCACUGAUCCACAGCUGGGCCAACCUGCCCCACCGCAUGCUGCCCUUGAUCAUGAGCAAGUUCCUGGAUAGCACCCUCCAGAAAGCGCUACAUGGCCUGCUGUGUCCAGCCAUGGCCAUGGUGCUCGACCUGGUGAAUGCAAAGUUUGCCACCAUGAUGUAUGCAAUCCCUCUGGGCAACGCUGGGAUGCUCCAAUAUGCCCUGCUGAACCCCCCCAUGGUGAGAGAAGCUUUCAUCCAGCUGGAGCUGAAGGCCACUCUCCACAGCAAGGAGGGAGAGGAGGUUGCCCUGCACUCAGAGCUGCCACCUCUCACUUCCCUCCCACCGAAGAGGGAAGCAGCCACUCAGCUCAUCCUGGCUGCGAGCUUCCUGAGUGCUGAGCUCUCCAUCAUGCAGGCAUUCUUUGGCCUGAACAUUACCAAUGGCAUGGUUCUGGGGCUUGUCCCGCUGGUGACCACGAUGCUGGGAGCCCUCAUUCCUGAGAUCUCCAGCAUGCUGCCUCCAUCACUGCCAGUGGUGAUUGAAAUGCGAGAGACCCAACCACCGCUGGUGACAAUAACCCCAGAGAAAAGCACCGCGCACCUCUUCAGCACUGCUGAGUUCUGGGCUUCCAGUCCUGGCUCUGCUCCUGGAUCCCUCUUUGUCCUGGAUGUGCACUCUGAGCUGGGUGUGCGGUUUGCUGUCGCAGAAGAGAGGCUGCAGUUCUCCCUGACACUGCAUAGUCUGUCCCACGUGGCUGUGAUGAGCUCCUCCAUCGGUGCGUUCAAUGUGCUGCCGCUGAGAGGAGUCCUGGCAGACAUUAUUCAUGUGGCUUACGUGCCAUCCAUCAACAGAGCACUGCGAGGAGGGGUCCCACUGCCCCCACUGCUGGGCACCCCAUACCGGCGUGUGGAGCUCAGGAGGAUGCAGGGUGGGCUGGUGCUGAACGUGCCUGUGGUGGAGUCCUGAUGCAUGAGGAGGGAUGGCUGCACUCAGUGGAUGGGAGGGGGCUGCUCUCCUGGGGGUUUCUUGCUCUCCCCUUGGCUUUUCAAUGUUUUGACUCUCUGAGC